AUGCCAGAAGAGAAGAUUAGGUUAACCCAACUGGCUGACGAUGAUGAAGUUGUUUCGUUUGAGAGAAACGAGAAUAGCACCAUCGUGGGAAACAGUAAGAAAAUAGACAACAAGAAUAAAGAAAACAUCAUGUCAGACCACACGACACAAAAGAAGAGCAACAACAAGAACAACAACAAGAACAAGAACAAGAACAAGAACACACAUAGGGAAAAGAAGAGCAACAGCAACCAAGAAAAAGAUGUCACUGAACUGAAAAGUAAGAUCAAAGGCAAGAACAUCCGACAGAACGACAUCAAUGCAAAAAGUGCAACUGAAGACGAGACCAGUAACGACAACGAGACCAAAGACAGUGAUAACAGUAAUGACGAAUUCAACGAUGACAGCAAGAGGCGAUGCAGCAAACUUCCAAAAUUCAAACUACGGUGGAUUCUAAACCGACGCUGGUCCAAGGGUUUAUACUGGUUUGUUGACAAGAUAUUGAAAAAGGCCGUCUGGAUUUUCCUUCUUGUGAUGUGCAUUCUUAAAGUUGUUAUGCUAUCGCUGGGUAAAAUAUCUAACCCAUUGGAUCUAGAAGAACAUGUCGUUCACAGCUUGCAUUUGACGAGUGCUGAAAGAAUCUGCUACUUGAUUAUUAGUUUGUUGAGCUUAUUAUUCAACUGUGCUUUGUUGGGCAUUUGGUGGUCAACUAACAUUUCCUCGGUUUAUUUGUUGUUUGCAUCCAUAAAUUUUAUUCAAAUUUUAAUCAGCAUUGCCCUUAUUCAAAUCAAUCUCGACUUGAUUAACCUUUCACAAGAUCGUUUUGCAAAGAGGAUACACAACUUGUUCAUCCUUAGCAAUGCGUUUGCCAUCGCCCAAAGUAUUAUGGGUGAGACAGUCACUUUGCUUAUCAAUGACAAGAACAGAUUGAGCCCAUUGAUUGGAAGAUUAAUUUUCGCUUAUGAUUUAUUGAUAUUCUUUAUUGCUUUACUAUACAUUGCAUGCACUGCGAUAGCUAGUGUCAAAUUUGAUUACAGACCAGUGCAAACCUUGAAUGAAGUUCCUGUUAGUGUACCAAUUUUGUUUGGGUGUGGUUUGGGGAUAAUGAUUUUGGAGUUUUUGUGUACGAGAUACUUUCGUUUAAGAACAAUGACUGCGCACUACGAAGUUGAAGAGUACGACUUGUGUGGAUUGUCACCACACCAGAAAAAGGGAUGGAGUAAGUUGAUUGACUUGAAUAGAAAGUACAAUUCUGGAGUUUCUGGUGACAAUGUCAUUUCCUUGAUGGAGAAUUAUGUUCAUGCAGAUUUACCUGGCAUGAAAUGCAAAGUAUUGCGGGUAUUCAACAAAAGCGAGCAAACAAUACAGCAGGAGCAACAAAAGAGGCCCCUUUCACAAGCAAUACGGUCGCUAAAUGAAAAACAAGAUGAAAAGAGUGCUUUUCACAGUGCAAGUAGAUACAAGUCUCGGGACUCUGAUGUUACUAGAUACAGUUUUGAUCACGAGGGGGGCAAAAGUGACAAGAGCAAGAUGUAUCGAGCUUUUGAUGAAUUGGACCAGGAGUCCUUGUUGUUUGCCAAUGCGCCUACAUUACACAGUUUUGAUGAGUCAAUGCAUGACUUGGGGGAACAAUUCAAACCUUUGAGCAAAAAUCAAUUGAAGAAAUUGGCCAAAAAGAACAAAAAGGACAAAGCUGCUUUGGAGUUACAAGCAUUGGAGAACAAUACUGAAAAGUUUUACCAAGAGUUGAUGAACACGCAAGCACUUGUAUUGUUGACUAUUGUUGAGGAGUUUGAUUUGAGUGAACGUAUUCCUGGAUGGGUUGGUAAGAAAAUCAACAAGUGGUUUGGCAAAAACUCAAAGCUCCCCUUGUUGUGUAUCAAGUUUGGUUUAUUAGGAUUCCAUUGGCCCUUCAAGAGAUCGACGUUUUAUUGUUCAUCGACAAAAAAGCCCAUUGCUAGGAGUGCCAGUGUGUUGUAUGCCAUUUCAGAAUGGAACAAGAACAAUGAGAAAUGUACUGUCUUAUUAGACCCCAUAUACAAAGAUGCCACUUAUGAAGCCGGCGUCGAUUACUCUGGAUGGGUCAAGAUUAAUUUGCCAAAUAGUCAUAUUAUUGAUUUGCGUCCUUUCCACAACCAAACAAGUACUGAUUAUUUCAAGGCUAUCAAAUAUAGAAAUCAAGACAAUGCAUUCAAACAAGCCAAGGGACAAGUUAUCGAAUCAAACACUUUUAACUUUGAGAAUUGUCAGGAAAUCAUUGUUAUGAAUGACCAUAUUGCCAAUAGCCGUCAGCUGAAUGGACAAUCAUCGCAACUACUCCACCCAGAUUGGGAGUUUAUUUACAAUUUGGGUAACUACUGCAAUGAAAAGAAGUAUAGGUCGUUGCUUUUCCUUAAAGUUGAUGAUGAGAUUGUCGCCUCGUGUGUUAUUUUCCGGUUGGGUGAAACAAUGACGUCUGAUAUUCAAGGCUUGAAUCAUGAGAUUAGCAAGAAGUACAAGGCAUAUUUCGUCAUGAUGCAAGAAGUGAUCAAGAUGGGGUUGCGUGAAAAUGUGUCGUUUAUUGACUUUGGCCCAACUACGGAGGAAGCUAAAGUGGCUAUUGGAUGCAGUGUUGUGCCAUUGAUGGGAUCCAUCUAUCCAAAGAGUAAAUUCAUGGGUCCUAUAAUUAAGUUUGCUGCUAGUAAGGUAGACUUGCUCAACUCAAGUAGUAGUGGCAGUGGCAGUGGCACCACCACCACCACCACCACACACUCCAAAGGCAACAACAACAACAUCCCGCGAGAAAAGAAGGUUGAAUUCCUAGUCAAGGCUGUGAUUCGAUACGCAAUAGUCACAUUUUGGUGGAUCUUGUUUACGCAAUGGUGUUUUGGGUUGCCUAUAAUGGACAAGAUAUUUGUGCUCACCGGUGGAGUUUGUGUCCUUGAACCAAACCCCACAUCGGGCCAAGAUGCACGUCCAUUGGCUAUAGCCAACCACGAAUUGGGUCAACUGUUUUUACAAGAUUUGGAAACUUUUGUAUGGAAGAGUCACCAAGUGUCCUCAUACCAUUGUCGCAAGUUUAAAGGAUCAUGGUCAGGUGGGUAUGAUCCUAGUGGGCACGUAUUUCUAAUGAUUCAUUCAUCGAUUUACUUGUUUUUUGAAAGUGCCAAUUGGUUCCAAUUGCAAGAUUUGGUAAAUGUCGUUACGUUGAUUAAGAAAAGUGUGCGUGAACGUGGGUAUUUUGAACGUUACAAGUUUCAAGUGUUGCAAGGCGUUGCACAGCUCAUGUUGGUGGGGUUGGUUUCGUUAUGGUGGUUUAUGUUGUUGAUGACGAAUGUAUAUUUCCAUUCGAUUCUUGAAAAGUUGUCUGGUUUGGCGUUUGGAUAUUUUGGAGUUCUUGUGGUGUAUGUAUUGCCUAGAUGGUUUAGUUAG
This is a messenger RNA of Lodderomyces theae, 3390 nucleotides long. RefSeq lists its product as uncharacterized. NCBI's taxonomy places the organism in Eukaryota, Fungi, Ascomycota, Pichiomycetes, Serinales, Debaryomycetaceae. The transcript is spliced from 3 exons. Bases 1 to 3390 code for a protein of 1129 amino acids. Gene Ontology annotation, cellular component: endoplasmic reticulum membrane. The record is from RefSeq and is a predicted model, not a curated record. Gene Ontology annotation, biological process: lipid storage; lipid droplet organization; phospholipid biosynthetic process.